GCCUGCCCCUUGUUCCCCACAGCACCCUCCGGGACAUACCGGGCCGAGCCGUCCUGCGACGGCCCUCCGAUACCCGGUCCGGAAGAGCAUCUAUACCCAGGGAAAAACGAACUCCGCGGGCACCGCGUCCAGAGAAAGCCCCGCAGCGGCGGAUCACGUUGGACCUCUCCUUCGCACACGGCCCUCUUCCGGGUCCGCGAGGUCGGCCUUCCUCGCCCAUAGCAAAGAAGGCUUGUCCCAUCUCUUGCGGCGACAGAACUUUUCCAGGUGCCGUGUGGGGGAGGCAGAAGCAACCGUGGGCUGGUGAGCCUCCAGGCAUUACUGCCAUCAUGCCGAAAAGAAAGGCAAAAGGAGAUGGGAAAGGGGAUAAAGCAAAGGUGAAGGAUGAGCCGCAGAGGAGAUCGGCGAGGUUGUCCGCUAAACCUGCUACUCCUAAACUAGAGCCGAAGACUAAGAAGGGCCCGGCGAAGGAGGAGAAGCAGCGCCGAGGAAGGAAGCGGAAAGCGGAAGGAGGCAAAGGUGGGCCCGGCCCUGCCAAGAACCAGGAGGGCUCCGCGGUGGAGUCACAGGAGGCAGAAGGCGCUGGGGAAACCAAGUGAAGGGCCCAUUUUCCACAGCCGUGUCCUUCAAGUGACUCAACAGCUAGAGAUAAUACUAUUUUUAAUCAAGUUUUACAAAAAUGUAGAAUUUUGAUGUUUUUUAAGUUGUUAGUACACAGCAUCCUUUGUCUUUUGUGGAAAGGGGAAAUACCACUACUAGGUUGUGUCUGACAAGCUGAAUUGAAGUGGGGGAGCUAGGAUUUUCUAUCCUGGAUUUUGAAGAUUCUUCUUGGCUCCUAGAAAAUUCUCUGUCACUCGCUGACAUGAGCCGAUGGCACAGAAGCCUUAGAGCGCAGGAAUUCGAGUCUCCUCCUUCCUGCUGCCCUUGGCACAGGCGUGACUGCAGUAACCAGGAGACUAGGUGUGGCCUUGGCACCCCUCAGAUCACCGUGUCAGGUCUCAGUACUCCGGCUUCCUGGUGAUGACCUUGAAGUGGUGUCAUUCUUCGGGCCAAGAUUUCUGUACUUUGCCUGUUGAAAAUCCUGCAGGUUUUAGCUCAUUUCCUUUCAUGGCAAAGUUGGCUCUGAGAACUCCUUUGUGCUGCUUGUGACACGUCCACCCCCUGUGUGAAGUUUUCUUGUUCAAAGCUGUAGCAGGCUUUGUUGGCUUUUACAGUGACUUUGGGGGAGGGGAGUUUGGAACUUGUAAAGUGCUAUAGAUGACUGACUGCCCAUGUCUUCCUGCAAGGAACUGUUUGUGAAAAGUACCUUCUCAAGCUGGAUACAAGUUGGCUUGAAGGGGAGAUCAUUCCUUACCCAAAGCCACAAGAUAUUCUUUACUACCCUGAACUGGUUUUUGUGAAAAGUAUAAGAUAGAAAUUAAAUUUAGUAUUUUUCCU
Messenger RNA from Fukomys damarensis (Damara mole-rat), 1437 nucleotides. Its product is annotated as high mobility group nucleosome-binding domain-containing protein 4. Gene Ontology annotation, cellular component: chromatin; nucleus. The record is from RefSeq and is a predicted model, not a curated record. Gene Ontology annotation, biological process: chromatin organization. Lineage: Eukaryota; Metazoa; Chordata; Mammalia; Rodentia; Bathyergidae. The transcript has 2 exons. Gene Ontology annotation, molecular function: nucleosomal DNA binding. Bases 330 to 599 code for a protein of 89 amino acids.